GCCGCUUUCAGACAGGCGGGAGUCGGCGAAGCUGUGGAGCCGUGAGCCCGGGGCCGAGCGUGGUUGUUGCAGCUGCCGCUGCGUCCUGCUUGUCCGCGGGGCCCUCCCGGGCUCAGCAUGCCCGGAGUGAAGCUGACCACCCAGGCCUACUGCAAGAUGCUUCUGCACGGCGCCAAGUACCCGCACUGCGCUGUCAACGGGCUGCUAGUGGCCGAGAAGCAGAAGCCGCGCAAGGAGCACCUGCCGCUGGGCGGCCCGGGCGCCCCGCACACGCUCUUCGUGGACUGCAUCCCGCUCUUCCACGGCACGCUGGCCCUGGCGCCCAUGCUGGAGGUGGCCCUCACCCUGAUUGAUUCGUGGUGCAAAGAUAAUAGUUAUGUGAUUGCUGGUUAUUAUCAAGCUAACGAACGAGUAAAGGAUGCCAGUCCAAACCAGGUCGCAGAGAAGGUGGCAUCACGAAUCGCAGAGGGCUUCAGUGACACUGCACUCAUCAUGGUGGACAACACCAAGUUCACGAUGGACUGCAUAGCGCCUACGAUCCACGUGUACGAGCACCAUGAGAACAGGUGGCGAUGCAGAGACCCACACCAUGACUACUGUGAAGAUUGGCCUGAGGCGCAGAGGAUCUCAGCGUCGCUCCUGGACAGCCGGUCCUAUGAGUCGCUGGUGGACUUCGAUAACCACCUGGAUGACAUCCGGAAUGACUGGACCAACCCCGAGAUCAAUAAAGCCGUUCUGCAUCUGUGCUAAACACGGCCACUGCACCUGCCCUGGACGUUUCUACUACAGCAAAGAAGACAGCCUAUUUUUAAGUUAAAACCGAACAUCGCACGCAGCCUGAUGGGAAGCUCUCAGCCAGCGGCAUGUGCCUUGGAAGCAGCAGGGUCCAGUCUGUCCUCAGAGCGGGGCUGUGGAGGAGGUGCAGGCCACCAGUCCCCUGGGUUCUCUCAGUCCUGUGUUGCUCUAAUCCUCCAAAUCGAAGCAUUUCUGCUUGUCCAAGAUUGUUCCUAUUAAACAGUUGUAACUAACCCUUUUAUAAUCUGGAGAGAAUACUUUUUAAUUCCUAUGAACUAUUAAAAAAAAAAAAACUACGUCUUA
Molecule: messenger RNA, 1098 nt
Organism: Jaculus jaculus (lesser Egyptian jerboa)
Lineage: Eukaryota; Metazoa; Chordata; Mammalia; Rodentia; Dipodidae
Gene: Emc8
Product: ER membrane protein complex subunit 8
Exons: 5
Coding region: 118-750 (210 amino acids)
Cellular component (GO): EMC complex
Source: RefSeq, a predicted model, not a curated record